Messenger RNA from Passer montanus (Eurasian tree sparrow), 4134 nucleotides. Its product is annotated as copine-5-like. Lineage: Eukaryota; Metazoa; Chordata; Aves; Passeriformes; Passeridae. The transcript is spliced from 21 exons. Gene Ontology annotation, molecular function: calcium-dependent phospholipid binding. Gene Ontology annotation, biological process: cellular response to calcium ion. The coding region runs from base 663 to 2588 and encodes 641 amino acids. Gene Ontology annotation, cellular component: plasma membrane. The record is from RefSeq and is a predicted model, not a curated record.
CAGGGGGGCGCACUGGGAGUGUCAGAGGGGUGCUGGCGUUACUGGGGAGAGAGCACCGAGGGUCUGGUCUGGGGGGGAUCCCCGGGGCGGUACCAAUGGUCCGUGGUGUACCGGGGUCUGGAGCCAGCCUCGGGGGCAAUCCCAGGGCAGUAGCGGUGGUCUUAGGGCGAUCCCGCGGCUGAUCCUUGAUACCCGUGUCCGGGGUCACUGGGGAUGAGGAGGCGGCACUGGGGACGGUGCGGGGAAAGGCACCGGACUUCCUCGGACUGAUGCCGGGGAUCUGAGAGCUAUCCUGGGGACAGUACCGGUGGUCCGAGGCGGUACCGGGAGUGGUGAGGCGGCCUCGCGGGCGAUGCGGGGGAGGCGCCGGUGGUCAGGGGAGGUACAAGGGAUUUGGUGUUGAUCCCGGAGCGAUCCGGGGGAUCUCGGGGACAGUACCGGGCUUCCAGGGGGGAACCGGGCUGUGGAGGCGGCCCUGGGGUUGAUACGGGGGUCAUCCCGGAGAUCUAGGGGCGUUCCCGAGGCGGAGCCGGAGGGGUCCCGCGGGGAGGCACCGCGGAUUUGGAAGCAGGCCUGGAGGCGGUGCGAGGGUAGAUCCCAGGAAUCUGGGGGUGAUUCCGAAAAUUUCGGGGCGAUCCCAGGGGCAGUAUCGAGGGUCCGGGAUGGUACCGGGGAAGGGGAGGCGGCCCCAGGGGCGAUCGCGGAGGCGGUACCGGGGAUCUGGGGACGAUCCCGGGGGCGGUCCCAAGCCGGUCCCGGUCUCCCCGCUGGCGAUCGCGAAGAAGACCCCGGGGCACUCCCUCGGUGCGGGGCCGGUGCCGGUGCCGGGAGCCCCGGGCGGUGCCAAGGGCGGUCCCUGUCUCUCGGCGGGUGGUGCCCAAGAAGACCCCGGGGCACUCCCACGGUGCGGGGCCGGAGCCGGUGCCGGGAACCCCGGGCGGUGCCAAGGGCGGUCCCGGGGCGGAGCCCAUCGCGAUCGCGAUCGCGGUGCUGGUGCCGGUGUCGGGGCAGCGACGGAGCCCGGGGCAUGGCGGGCCUGGGCGCCUCGGAACCGGGCACCGGCCCCGGUCCCGUCCCGGCCACUCGCGUGGAACUCACGGUGUCCUGCAGGCAGCUCCUGGACAGGGACACCUUCUCCAAGUCGGACCCAAUCUGUGUGCUGUACACACAGCGCCCUGGCAGCCACCAAUGGCGGGAGGUAUGAUGUGGACUCCAAGAGCCCUGACCUCUCCAAGCAUGAUUUCCUGGGCCAGGCAUUCUGCACCCUGGGGGAGAUCAUCGGCUCAGCUGGCAGCCGCCUGGAGAAGCCCUUGACGUCUCUUUUGGUGUGCCCAGGAUGGACCCAGAUCCCAGAGCCAGCAGUGGCAUUUUGGAUGGUGGGGAGGAUGGGGACAGCCGCCAUGCACCCCAGGGGCAGGAGACCUGCCCCAGCUGUCUCCAAUGGUGGCAUUCUGGGGAAGAAGUGCGGCACCAUCAUACUCCUUGCUGAAGAGUUGGGAAACUGCCGGGACGUGGCCACACUCCAGUUCUGCGCCAGCAAGUUGGAUAAGAAGGAUUUCUUCGGAAAAUCUGACCCCUUCAUGGUCUUCUACCGCAGCAAUGAAGACGGGACUUUCACCAUCUGCCACAAGACGGAAGUGGUGCGGAACACACUGAAUCCCGUCUGGGCGGCCUUUGCCAUUCCUGUGCGUGCCCUCUGCAAUGGGGACCACGACCGAGCCAUCAAAGUGGAGGUAUAUGACUGGGACCGUGAUGGCAGCCACGACUUCAUUGGGGAGUUCACCACCAGCUACCGGGAGCUGGCACGAGGCCAGAGCCACUUCAACGUGUACGAGGUGGUGAACCCCCGGAAGAAGAUGAAGAAGAAGAAGUACCUGAACUCGGGGACAGUGACACUGCUGUCCUUCGCUGUGGAGGCCGAGCACACCUUCCUGGACUACAUCAGGGGCGGGACCCAACUCAACUUCACAGUGGCCAUAGACUUCACAGCAUCCAAUGGGAACCCCUCGCAGCCCACGUCUCUGCACUACCUGAGCCCCUUCCAGCUGAAUGCCUACAGCCUGGCACUGAGGGCCGUGGGGGACAUCAUCCAGGACUACGACAGUGACAAAAUGUUCCCAGCCCUUGGCUUUGGUGCCAAGGUCCCCCCGGAUGGACACGUGUCCCACGAGUUCCCACUGAAUGGGGAUGCAUCAAAUCCGGCAUGCCAUGGCAUUGCGGGGGUGCUGGAGGCAUAUCAGCGCAGCCUGCGCCAUGUCCAGCUCUACGGCCCCACCAACUUUGCCCCUGUUGUCAACCAUGUUGCCCGACCAAGGAGGCCAUCGUCAAUGCUGCCAAAUUGCCCAUGUCCAUUAUCAUCGUGGGAGUUGGCCAGGCUGAGUUUGAUGCCAUGGUGGAGCUGGAUGGGGACGACAUCCGCAUCUCUUCCCGUGGGAAAGUGGCUGAGCGUGAUAUCGUCCAGUCACCACCGUACCACAACAGCCUCGGAUCGGGGGUGGGAUGUGUGCCAGAGUAAGCUCUGCAGCAAAACCCUUCCUCCUAAAAGACGGCAGAACCUUAAAAUCUCUUCUCAAGGCCAUCUCUGCUGAUGAAUUUCUGAAAGUCGAAACGUGAGCUUCAUCUCAGCCGAAUACAUAAAAUACGGCAUGCUCGCGCCACAAAGCACAGCCCCGCUCAGCCCCGUGACGGCCACCCCCGCGCCGCCCUCAGGCCCUGCCCGACGCCUUCGCGCGCUGCCUCCCCGGCCGUGCCGCGCCUGCUGCCGGCGCUGCGCCUGCCUACGGCCCUGAAACCACUGCAAUCACCGGCGCGCUGCUGUGCCUGCUGGGCGCUCGUAUCGACAUUCCAAAGGGACUUUGCAUGUCCGCCCGCCCUUGGCCCCCUGACCCUGCUCUUGGCCCCGCGCCAAAUCCACUUCGCUCCCGGGCUCGGCGGCACCUCUCCGCCGCCCGCUCCUCUCCUCCUUGCUGCGUUUGGGUUGACCCGAAGCUGCUGGAGCUCCAGGAGCAUUUGGACACUGCUCCCAGGGAUGCACAGGCUGCCAUAGUUGGGCUGUCUGUGCAGGGCCAGGGGCUGCACUCCAUGAUUCCACUGGCUCCCUCCCAGCUCAGCCCCUUCUGCAAUUCUCACCCUUUGGCUCAGCUUUUGUGUCCACUGAGGCCCUGGCAAAGCUGAUGGGGGCAGGCAGGACCGGUGACAGCCCCAGCGUUCCCCUGUCUGUGACACCCCAGCGGUGACAGCCCCAGCAUUCCCUCCCUGGAGAUGCUUCAAGGGAUGUGUCCACAGCUGCGGCCAGUCAACGGAACUGACCGGCCAAUGAACACCCCCAGCCUGGGCUCGGGGAAGGUCCCCCUGGCGACCUCCACAGUGCCACAGGCAAGUGUCAGAUACAGUUACAUAGGUCUGCCCAGAGCUGACAGGGAAGGUUCAUAAAAAACAAAAAAAAACACCAAGAAAAAGAUAACUCCACCCUGCAGAGCUGCUCCCUCAUUCUCUAGUUUCACCUGCACACACAGAGGACCUGAGACUAAAAGCAAUGAACUCAGGCACAUAUGCAGUAAAAGCAGCUUGGGGACAGCCUUGCAGCAGGACUCUUCUCAUCCCAGUGAAAUAGGCCCCUUGGCAGGCAGCUCUAGGGCCUUUGGAAAGGGCAAGGGUCAGAGCCUCAGCCUACAGGGAAGAAAAGGGCUCUGAAUUGCCUGCCCUUGGCACAUAAACCCUGCUCCCAGGCUGCUUCACACACAGGAUUUAUCUGGAGGACUGCAGAAAGCUGAGACUCAGCUCUGGCUUUUCCAUGUCCCGUGCCAUAAAGCUUGCCUGGGAAAAGAAAUUUAGGGUCAGCUCUGCUGGCACAAUCCCUUCUGGCCCAGGGUAGAGUGCCAGGAAAGUCUUUCCAUGCUGAGGCUUUGCUGCAGUCAAGGAAAGCUCCUGGCUCAGGAUCACCUUUCCUGCUCAGUCAGACCCUUUGAGUGCCCCAGCAGCAGGAAAUUGCCAGAUCUGGGUGGUACCAGUCCUGGCAAAUGCCAGACUUGGACAUUGCCAGCACCGGCAAUUUGCCAUAUCUGGAAGCCUGGCACCUGGGCACAGUGCCAACAAACACCAGAUUCCAGGUGCUGGUGAGCACCAAAUCUGGAU